Exophiala mesophila is the source of this 2167-nucleotide messenger RNA. RefSeq lists its product as uncharacterized. The coding region runs from base 1 to 2106 and encodes 701 amino acids. The record is from RefSeq and is a predicted model, not a curated record. The transcript has 2 exons. NCBI's taxonomy places the organism in Eukaryota, Fungi, Ascomycota, Eurotiomycetes, Chaetothyriales, Herpotrichiellaceae.
AUGCUUUCCGAAAUGGCAUGUAGAAGCUUGUCAAGCACCCUCAAUGCCCUGACUCUUCUUCUCAUUCUAUUCACCUGUUCAUCAACGGGACUAAGUAUAGUCGAAGCGACAUUUGAGGACCUUCAAGGUGCUCUCAGUGCUGGCCAGGUCAAUGCGGUCCAAUUACUCGCUAAACACCUACAUCGUAUUGCACAGUAUGAUCGUCGAGGCCCCCGUCUGAAUGCGAUCCCUAUAAUCAAUCCUGUUAUAUUCGACGAAGCACAGCGUUCGGAUGAAUUACGGGCUAAAAGUGGAGGCAAAAUCCGUUCGGAUUUUGAUGGUCUUCCUUGUUCCGUCAAAGACAGCUACAUGCUGGAAGGAGUCACCGUGGCCUCGGGUUCGCCUGCAUUCGCAAACCUAACAUCCACUCAUGACGCCUUCACCGUCGGCCGGAUUAAACAAGGCGGGGGUAUUGUGGUUGGCAAGAGCACCAUGCCACCCAUGGCAAAUGGAGGCAUGCAGAGAGGUGUCCACGGCAAGGCAAUGAGCCCUUACAACCCGAACUUUUUGCCAGCCGCUAUGGGAUCUGGAUCAUCCAACGGGGGUGGUGUAUCAGUCGGCGCAAGCUUAGUUAUGUUUGGCAUGGGAGAGGAAACCGUAUCCUCUGGCCGAAGCCCUGCGUCAAACAACGGUUUGGUGGCCUAUACACCCUCAUGGGGCAUGCUGUCCAUCCGAGGUAAUUGGCCACUCCAGCCGGCGCUCGAUGUCGUGGUCCCCUACACGAGAACUGUUGAGGAUAUGAUGUCUCUGUUGGAUGUGAUCGUUGCAACAGACGAUCUAACAGUGGGUGAUUUCUGGCGCGGCCAACCCUGGAUACCGAUUCCUGCUCCUGAGGAUGUGCGACCGAAAACGUUCAAAUCGCUUGCAUACCCAGACGCUCUUCGAGGGAAAACCAUCGGAGUUCCGAAGAUGUUCAUUGGAGGCGACGAUCCGGAUGCAGUACCUGUCUAUAUUCGUCCCACUGUCCUUGAACUCUGGAACGAGGUAGUUCCAGUUCUCGAAAGCCUCGGCGCGACUAUAGUCGAGGUUGACUUUCCCUUGGCAACGAGGUAUCAAAUCCCACCUUUGGCAAACACGGUCGGAAGUGACUAUCCUUUGCCAGCCGAACAAGGGGCACCGACUCCUCCCGAAUUGGCCGCAUAUGCCUGGGAUGACUUCUUGAUAAUGAACAAUGAUGUCAACACUAUAACUACUCUUGCCGAUGCUGAUCCCUCCCUCAUCUUCCCCAACCUUCCCGGGUUGGUGCCGGACAGGUACAGUAACGUUUUCGGAGGCAAUCGAACAGUGAACUACGCAAGAAGUGUUGGUUUCAUCAACGAAAGCAGAAUCCCAACAUAUGAGUUGCCAGGACUUGAGACACUUUUGACGGAGGUCACUGAAUUACGUAAGACGAACUUUGAGGAUUGGUUGGAUGCCAAUUCCUUGGAUAUGCUUGCUUUUCCAGCGAAUGGAGAUAUUGGCCCAGAAGAUAUGGAAGUCAACAACGCCAGCGCAGCGCUAGGAUGGCGAAAUGGCGUGGCCAGAUCUAGCGGUAACAAUGUACUCCGCAAGUUUGGAGUUCCAUCUGUCAGCGUCGCUAUGGGCAUUAUCAGCGAUAUCCAGAUGCCAAUCGAUAUCACCUUUGCUUCCAAGGCUUACGAUGAUAGUGCCCUCUUGAGCUAUGCCUAUGCUUUUGAAAAAGUGCGGCAAGCUCGAAUUGCACCCCCAGGAGCUCCGGAGCUUCCGACCGAUUUUAUCUCGAAGAAGCGCGUGAAGAAGGCGUAUCGAGGCUGGCAGCCACCAACACUGUCAUCAGACGCAGUUCGAAGUGGUCCAGACACCAUUGAGAUAUCAGGAACCGUGUCGACCACACGUCUUGAGUCUCUGGAGGUGUACCUUGACGGAGAGAGCGUCGGCGCUGUUGCAGUAGCGGACGAUGGCUCUUUCACAUUUACUGCAGAGAUCACAUCAGUCCUUGUGGAUGACUUCAUCAGACCGCUCAAUAUGCCCGAUCAAGAUCUCUCAAUGGUGGUGGUAGUGGCAACCACAAUUGAUGGUCAGUCAACGGGGAGACUACUAUACGCAUAAACCCUAAUGUUGCCUUUGACUGUGGCGAGAUGCUGGCGAGCAAGGAACCAAAGGAUAAGCG